This is a messenger RNA of Closterium sp. Yama58-4, 1782 nucleotides long. Lineage: Eukaryota; Viridiplantae; Streptophyta; Zygnematophyceae; Desmidiales; Closteriaceae. The record is from the annotation of a GenBank genome assembly.
AUGAGUCUGAAGCGGGGAGGCGGAGACCUGUCUUCGUUACUCUUCUGGUCGUUUCUGUUGCUUCCGGUGGCUCCUCUGAUCCUCAUCUCGCUACCGUUCUGUCUGCUAGUGCUAACCCUGCUCGUCAUCGGGGCAACACUCGCUUACACGUCGUUCGCCGGAACGUGCAUCGGCUGUGCGACUAUACUCUCACCGUUUCAAAGGAAGCUACCCGAGCCGAAGCGCAUUCGCUUGACGGACGGACGGCUUCUGGCGUGGCAGGAGUUUGGAGUCCCGCAGGGAAGUGCGCGUCACACGCUUCUUGUCGUCCACGCACCCCCUCUCUGCCGCACAGCGGGUUUUCCAGGUCUCAGCGAGGCGUUCUUUCAUCAACGGUCCAUCCGCGUAAUCUCGUUCGACCUCCCCGGCACAGGGUUCAGCGACCCUCUCCCUCUCCAGGCCACCACCACAACGGCAUCGUUCGCCUCUGCUGUUGCUGACGACAUCAAGCAGCUGGCCCAGCAGCUGCAUCUAGUACCCGGGCUGUGGAUAGUGGGCUUUGGCCUAGGCUCUCCUCUUGCUCAUGCUGCUGCUGAAAGGCUGGGUCAAGGGCUGGUAGCAGGGCUGUUGCUGCUGGGGCCACCAGGGGUUCUGAACACUGGCGAAGGUGGUGACACUAACGAGGAUAAUAGUGGCUGUGAAACGGGCAUGCAUAAGGAUGGUACACAUGUACAUGCGGGAAAGGAGGAGAGGCGUCCACGUGGUCAGCCAGCGAUGGUGAUGUCGCGGCAGCAGGCUGGCGGAGUGUGGCAGCUAGUGCAGCAGUCAUUUAGGGGACGCGUAGCAAGUGCUAUUUUGCGGAUAGUGGUUCCUCGUGUGCUGGUGCAGUCAGUGGUUGUGCUGCUCCGGACCUCACCUGCGAUUCUCAAGUGGAUUGUGACGGCCACUUCACUUCGUCCCAUUUCACCCCGCGUGGUUUCGCUUAUUUGUGAUGGCUUGCUGGAUGCACUUCAGCAGGGCGACCUUCCUUAUUUGCUGAACCUACUAGUCCUAACACUGCAACCCCACAGCACGCAGCCAUGUUCGUCUGCUAAUAACUCUGUUUACUCAGGGCCUAUCUACACCUAUAAGGUAUUUGAUGAUCCAAGGUCUCAAAACUUACUGCCGGAGGCGAUGCAGCGGAUCAAUCCUGCGACGAACGGCUUUGAGUUUGUCGUUCGGGGUGGCCUCGAGUCACCACAUUUAGCCAAUAUGAUUAACCUAGGUAUGAUCAAGAAGAAGCAACGGGAAGCAGCAGAAAGCAAUAAUGGCAGAGCUCCAGGAAGGAAACAGUCGGCUGGCGAGUUGAGAGUUCAAAAGGAUAUUUCCGAGUUGAAUCUUCCAACAACAACGAGCAUCGCCUUUCCAGAGGGAAAGGAUAACCUUCUGAAGUUUGAGAUUACGAUUAAGCCAGAUGAAGGCUACUACAUAGGAGGAACGUUCACUUUCAGCUUUGAGAUUCAACCUUCUUACCCUCAUGAAGCUCCCAAAGUGAAGUGCAAAACCAAGGUGUACCACCCAAACAUUGACCUAGAAGGGAAUGUUUGUUUAAACAUUUUGAGAGAAGACUGGAAGCCUGUUUUGAGCAUCAACUCUAUUGUCUACGGCUUGCAGUUUCUUUUCUUGGAUCCCAAUCCUGAUGAUCCACUGAACCAUGAAGCAGCAGAGGUUCUGCGCACCAAUCCACGGCAAUUUGACUACAAUGUGAAGAGGUCCAUGGCUGGUGGAUAUGUUGGAGGACAUUCAUUUCCUCGCUGCAUAUGA